CGGAAAAUGGACAAUAGUAAAGUAGACGACGAUAAUCAGCGUAAUAUUAAUGAUGGGGAUUGGAUUUGCCCUGAUUCUCAGUGUGCUAAUGUAAAUUUUGCGAGAAGAAACUCUUGUAAUCGAUGUGGAAAAGGUAUAUGACAUUUGAUAUGAUAGGGGAGAAUGCCCUAAGAAAAAAAAGUUGGGGCAGGAAAUUGGGAAAGCGGCUGCAGAAAAAAGCAGAGGAUUAUUUAGCGCGGAUGAUUGGCAAUGCAGCAAAUGUGGAAAUGUAAACUGGGCUCGCAGACAACAGUGCAAUAUGUGUAAUGCACCAAAGUUUGGAGAAAUCGAGGAACGAACAGGAUACGGAGGUGGUUAUAACGACAGAGGAGUUGUCGAAUACAAAGAAAGACGAGACGACGAUGAUGACUACGACGAGUUUGGGCGUCGUAAAAAAAAACGAAAAACCGAGAACCGUUCAGACGAUGAUUCCAAAGAUUCUAGGUAUAGUAGCCCUGUGCGUAAUAAAUCUAAAACCGAAAACGAAAGAGACGAACAUGAGGAACGAAACGAAGAAAACGAAGAAGACGAAGAAGAAGAUGACGAAGACGGAGAUUUAUCGAAAUAUGAUCUGAGCGAAUGGGACGAUUUUGCAUUAAAGAAAAAUACAAACGGGAACACUCCGUCCUCGGAAGAGCGAUCAAGAGAUAAAGACGACUGGCGCGAUUCGGGUACAUCCAGUCAAUGAGAUGCUGCGCAGAAGGAAAGGUUUGACUUGGGUUUCGGGUAUAAAAUUGAUUGUGACAGUGAAUUGCAAUUACGCUAUUGCUUUAUAACUCUUCAGAGAGUGUAAUCUCUACUACAAUCUAUUGUAGACCAGUAGAUGUUAGAUUCUAAAAUGGCAUAGUCAAAGAGGAAGAUACACAGACUUAACAAAACCUGAGGGGAUUAAACUAGAAUUGCUAUUAAGUGAAUGAUCUUUUUACAGGUGAGAGGAAAUCCCACACGGACGAGAAUGUCUCGGUGAAACCUAAAGAGAUUCAUGCGACGCGAGAAAUUUAGUAAUUUAGUAAGCACCUUUGGAUAUAAAGUGAUGGUGGACAAUAUUAUGACUUAUUGCAAAGGGAAUCGAUUAACGAUAAGCUUUACAUUUUUGUGAUUGAACCUCAUAGCUUCGUUGACUCAAUGGAUGGAAAGUGAAAAUGUAGGUUACUUGUUCGCGCAGUAUUGUUUUAAAAAAUAUUGUAUCUAGUAAUGCGGAGAGUCGUAAAAAGUAUUUGGCGCAGGUAGAACGUUUCGGUAGUAAAGAAACAAAAAUCAGAAAAAAAAUCAUAUGAAAAUUGUAAUUCUAAUUAUAACUCUAUGGACGAUGUUACGCGACUCGUUGUACAAUUCUGCAUUAUGAAUUCGUAGACGAAAUCUUAUUUCUAAUUAAUUCGAACGUAUCAAGUAUUCGUAAAUAGCUCUAUCAUCGCCGCCGCAUCGUUAAGACUUCUAAUUAUGAUAUCACAAACGCACGACGCUCUGGUAAUCACGAUUUGCUUUAAGAUUGCCUCAAGCUGCUUCGACAAAAAUGAUUUCUUUUUCCAUUUCAUUCAUAGUUUAUUUCUGACUCUCUUUUUCUCUCACUUUUUUUUCCACUUUCACUCACUGUCUCUCUCUCUCUCUCUUUCUCUCCCUCUCUCUCUCUCUCUCACACAGAAAACAUACACGCACGCAGUCACUCACAUGCACACACUCUUUUUCUCUCGUUCUCUCUUCACGCGUAAAACACUAACAAUUAAAUAAAACGUAAUGUAGUAUUAAAAAAAGAAUCAUUCCCUAAUUAAUACAGAUAUGUAUUUGAUGUCUUCGGAAUGAAGAGAAAAAAGAUACAUGUUCUUGCUUUGACUAUCACAGAUCCGAGUAAGCUGGAAGCAGCCUGCUUAAUUGAAAGAUAUAUAAUGACAUGAUUUUUUCGUUUAACCAUGUCAAAGCCUGCGCUU
This is a messenger RNA of Nomia melanderi (Alkali bee), 1964 nucleotides long. NCBI's taxonomy places the organism in Eukaryota, Metazoa, Arthropoda, Insecta, Hymenoptera, Halictidae. The record is from RefSeq and is a predicted model, not a curated record.